AUACAUUAAAUUAUUCUUUAAUAAAAUAUUUUUUUAUUUUCAACUUCAUUUCUAUAAAUUAUCUACGGUGUAUAUCAUGAGAUAUUUGUAAUUCAUGAAUAAUUCUUAUAACUCUCAUAUUCAUUAUAAGUUUAACUGAAAAAUAUAUACCUGCGCCAGACAAUAAGAAGGGUCGAAUAUGGUAUGAGGGUACAAUAAUUCUUGUCCUCGAGUUAUUGUAAACUGUACAUCGAUUCGAGCUCUGUUGGCCCACCGGAAGAAUAGUCAUGUUGUUGUCCUUGAACCUAUGUUAGUCCCACCACUUUUUCAGAAGCUUGACUAUAGCAGUUAGUUUCUGAAUUUCGACACGAACAGACGUAUUUGUGCAGUGAAAUUUACUUUAAAAAUUGUUUUAUAAUUUAUAAAAUGUCAUCAAGCGAAGCCAGUUCUUCUCAUGGAGAUGAAAACACUCCUGAUACAUCCUUACAUAGUGAUUUAUCGAAGCAACGGCUAAAAGAUGGAGUAGUGUAUUAUGAAGGUUUACUUCUUGAAAGUGAUUUAAUUGCAAAAACAUCUUCUGACACUCUAUCUGAAGAUGCUAUGUUGAUUGGUAGAGAAUUAUAUGAUAAUACGUUAGAUAUGUUAAAUAAAAAGAAGUUCGUAAGCGAUCAAGAAUUGAUUCAUGCUCAAGAAGAAUGCCCAGACGGAAAUUUUGAAGCAGUAGAAGAUAAUUCAGUUGAUGACUAUGUUCCAGAUGAAAAAAAAAAACAAAAAAUGAUGGAUUAUAUUCCUCUGGAAUAUAAAAUUAAAGUUUUAAACAUAGCAAAAGCUCACCCUUCAUGGAAACUAGAGACAUUACAAAAAAAUGGAUGUAGUCAUUUGAAGAGAAUGGAUCAUUUGAAAGUAUGGGAAAAAGAUGUUGAACAUGGUGGAACUAAAUUUGAUAAAUAUCAUGUGAUUGAUUCUUGGACGUAUGACCGCUUCGUCGAGGCAAGACAAAAUUAUCAACAAGUGACUACACGAAAUUUGCAGCAAUGGGCUUUAGCUGCAGCCAGCCAGUUUCCUAAUCUUCAAUUUACAGCGUCCGACCCAUGGGUAAAAAAAUUUAAACAAAGACACAACAUUCGUCAACGCAAAAUUACAAAAUUUGUAACAGACAAAGAAGUUCACACCAUGCCAGAAAUUAUCGCCUCUGCAGAAAUGUUUCGCAUUCAAACAAAACAAUUGAUAUCUAACUUCGAUAGUGACUUCGUUAUUAAUACAGAUCAAACAGGAUGUCAAUACCAAUCAAUGUUUAAUAGGACACUGACGGAAAAAGGAAGCAAAACAGUGUUUGCAAAAGUACAAGACAUGACCAAGGUGUCACACUCAUAUACUGCACAAUAUAGCAUAACAUUAUCUGGAAAAUUACUACGACAUGUUUUUAUUUGUUUGCAAGAGCCUACAGGUGAUUUUGGGCCAAGAAUAAAGAAAAACGUAGAAGAAUAUUUAAAAAAAUACAAAAAUGUUAUUGUCACAUCAUCAAAAUCAGGAAAACUGACAACUACUCUCUAUAAAAAUUUUCUAGAGAAAUGUUUAAUGCCAUAUGUUCAAAAAAAUAAAUUUCUUUUAAUUAUUGACUCGUGGGCAGGACAAGUGAAGCCAGAAUUAUAUGAUGAAAUAUUUCAGGAUGAUAAAAAAAUGCCUACAUGCACAUUUAAAGUUAUACCUCCAAAAUAUUGGAUAGCUCCUGAUUCUACUGGCAAGCAUGCGAUAUCAAUUAAACAUAAAAAUGCUGUUGACAAAGAUAAACAAGCAAAAUUAUGUCGUCCAAUAAACGUGAUAAAACCUUCUAACAAUAAAGUUAAAGUUGCUGAACUUCAACUAGCUGCAUUUAUAGCAGAACAUACAUCAAUUAUCACAGUUGAUCACUUGACAAAAUUGUUAAAAAAAAUUGAACCGGAUUCGGAUGUUUUUAUUGACGCAACUGCUAAUGGUAUUCAUUUGACUUUAAAAUUACAAUUAGAAGCUGAUGAACUUUCUUUAAAAAAUUUAGUUGGUAUUGGAGUUGAUGGUGCAAAUGUGAUGGUUGAUGUGAACCAUUCUGUUUCAUCGCUUUUGAAACAAGAAGUACCUGAUAUUGUAAUUAUCAAAUGGCCAUCAUUUUGGUCAGAAGUUUACGAGGAUCGUGAUUCAGGAGGUAAUAAAAGAUUUGAAAAUGUUUCUAAAUUUGCUUUAGCACUGUUAACUACUCCCAUUUCAAAUGCUGAUGUUGAGAGAGCAUUUUCCAUAUAUGCUGUGAUAAAGGAUAAAUUAAGGAACAAGUUAGCACUAAAAAUGGUUCAGAGUACUAUGAUGGUUAAAUUUUCAUUAAAACGAGAUUACGAACAGUGCACUUUAUUUGUGCCCACUAAAGAAAUACUGAGCAGAUUUACGGUACACAUGUAUGGUUUCAAAAACGAUACUGAAAAACCUACAGAAGUAAACUUUGUGUGGAUACCAUCUCAUCAAGGCAUUCCAGGCAAUGAGAGUGUCGAUGAGCUUGCCAAAGAAGCCACCACCGGGCACCACGUCAACCCCGAAGCACUGCUACCCUGGAAAGACGCAAAGAAAUCACUGGAAAAAUUCGUACUUGCCUACUAG
Cotesia glomerata is the source of this 2601-nucleotide messenger RNA. RefSeq lists its product as uncharacterized. Lineage: Eukaryota; Metazoa; Arthropoda; Insecta; Hymenoptera; Braconidae. The coding region runs from base 406 to 2601 and encodes 731 amino acids. The record is from RefSeq and is a predicted model, not a curated record. The transcript is spliced from 7 exons. Gene Ontology annotation, molecular function: nucleic acid binding; protein dimerization activity.